UGGGGCUGGCGGGCCCGGGCGUGCGCGCGGCGUUCCGGUUCCGGGCGCGGCGGGGUCGCCAUGGCGAGCAACGCCGCCAGCCUGAACGCCGUGAGGGAGACCAUGGACGUUCUGUUUGAGAUUUCAAGAAUAUUAAACACUGGCUUGGACAUGGAGACGUUGUCUAUUUGCGUGCGGCUUUGUGAACAAGGGAUAAAUCCAGAAGCCCUGUCGUCUGUUAUUAAAGAGCUGCGCAAGGCUACAGAAGCUCUGAAGGCUGCUGAAAAUAUGACAGGCUGACAUGGGAGAAAAUCUCUGCAUGAGAAGAAUGCCAAGUUAA
This is a messenger RNA of Melozone crissalis (California towhee), 319 nucleotides long. It is a transcript of the gene MZT1, whose product is annotated as mitotic spindle organizing protein 1. Gene Ontology annotation, biological process: mitotic spindle assembly; gamma-tubulin complex localization; microtubule nucleation by interphase microtubule organizing center. Bases 61 to 279 code for a protein of 72 amino acids. The transcript has 3 exons. The record is from RefSeq and is a predicted model, not a curated record. Gene Ontology annotation, cellular component: centrosome; interphase microtubule organizing center; spindle. Lineage: Eukaryota; Metazoa; Chordata; Aves; Passeriformes; Passerellidae.